AUGGCCACUGUACGACCUGGUAUACGACGACCUAAUAUAACUACUACCGGAUCUCAUGCGCCUUCCCCUCAUGCAAAACCUGCUCUGACCGUGGAGGAAUGGGAGACCAAGGCUCCACUUGAUGAUGUUGAAGUCCGUAGUGUGCUAAGCCUGAAGAUACGAUGUGAGGAAAAAAAACCUCCACUCAAGUUUCGAGAGGAAGACUCUCCGUCGCGUCCUUCAACACCCAUUCUUGGCAGACAUGGGGGACUUUUCUCAUCCGCUCCUGGUUCUAGAUCGGCAACACCCGUGCCUAUGCUCACAGUCACAAGAGAUGGCACAUCUCACCCCCUUCAUCCCCAAGUACCGCUGGAAACCCCACAACAAUUCCAUGAUUGGUUUGCACUCAUCGACAGAUCAAUCACCUACUCCCAGGAAUCACAUUUCCGUUCGCAUCUGCAAAAUGUCGAGGCCCAGCUGGUAUCUUGCGACAACUUGCUUGACCGAGUGCAUGGGGCGAGUGACGAUCUGACGCUGCUUCACAAUGACUGGCAGAGCGUAGAAGAUCGGGGCGAGAGUCUCAAAGGCGCGGCUCAGCGUCUUCUCGAGGAACGUGAUAGGCUUAUCAAAGUCACCGACGCAAUUGGAGAGGCACUGGUCCUUCAAACAGACUUUUUAUUGAUGGUCGAACGGGUUGAUGUGUGCCUGGAGUACAUGAAGACGCAUCGCCACUUCAAGGAAGCCGAAAUAUAUUUACUCAGGUUCCAGCAAUGCUUAACUCGAGCCAUGACGCUUAUCAAAAUGUAUCUCGUUGGCACGUUGAGAGCGAUCCACACAGACGUACAAAAGCGAACGAUUGAAACUGACAUCUCAUCUACGGCCGCGCAUCACUUGUUGUAUACCAAGUUCCAAUCUUUGGUCCCAUCCAUCAGUCCCUUGGUCAUGGAACUCGAGAAUCGGGCUAUCUCUCAUCCUGAUCAGCUGGAAUCCCUACUCAGCGAAUGCCACACCGCAUACUUCUCCGUGCGAAGAGCACUCCUCGUCCCACGUGUGACUGAAGAAAUUCGGGGGUUGCAGCCAGGCCAGAGCGAGCUGAUCGAGCUGACUCGUGUUGGGUGCACCUAUCUGAAGCAAGUUUGCACAGAAGAAUUCAAUCUGUUCCGCAGGUUCUUCAACUCGGGCGAGGACAAGCUGUACCGUUAUUUGGAGGGUAUAUGUGAUCACUUGUACGACGAUCUUCGACCACGCAUACUCCAUGAGCAAAAACUUGACGUUUUAUGUGAAGUAUGCACCGUCCUCCAAGCGUUAAUGGUGCUCGACAUUCCUCUCCAAUCGUUUGGAGAUAGCGGUGCCCCGCCGCCUACAGAUGAGGACCCACUUCAACUUACUACGUCUCCGACUUUGGAGGCCUAUGAUUUGCAGCUCCCGCCUCGUACACCUGGUUUGGCCAAAUUGCAUAUCAGCCAUUUGUUACAAAUGGUACUUCAGGAUGCCCAAACGAGAUUGUUUUUCAAGGCACAGGCGAUCGUUCAAUCUGAGAUUAGGAAUUAUGCCGCACAGCCAAAGGAUCUAGACUAUCCCGCCAAAUUGAGAGACGUCGCAGCAUUUGUCCAGCCUGAAGUCAGCGAUGAGGAUGAAGAAGAUGAUGGCAUAACUUUGAAAAUGCCGAAGCUAGAACCAGAAUCAGCAUGGUAUCCACCACUCCUCACAACAGUCAAUGUUCUCAAAAAGCUCCAUGAAUACGUGAAGCCUGCAAUAUUCCAAGACAUUUCACAGGAAGCAAUUUCGCUGUGCCGGAUAUCUAUUCUAUCCGCGGCAGACCUGAUCUUGGCGCGACCCGAGUCCAACGACAUAGAUGCUCAUCUAUUUGUCAUUCGCCAUUUGCUGGUACUCAAGGAGAUCACUACUGCGGUAGAAAAUGCUACUACGGACUAUGAGGUUGCGUCUCAGCCGGCUUCGGAUACUUUGGGUAACUUGCUCCGCGGGACGAGUUCGUUGUUUAACCCCACGGGUUUACUCGGAGGUAUGCUCGGGCCAUCUCGGUAUGGAGAAUCUCUUCCUGUGGCUCGCACGACAAUUGAUGAAGAUCUCAAACGCUCCUGCGAAUCACUCAUUACCAAGUGCGCUGAAUUGGCAACAGCUCCUUUGAAGGCCUUUAUUGCCGCUUGUGACAACUUUACGAGAUCUCAACCGGACACACUCUUAUCAACACAGGAAUUUGCCCAACUCCCUGGGAUAGUUAAAGCCCAAGACGAAUUCCGUUCCGUAUGUGAAACACAGCUCUCCCAGUGGGCAACGCAUGUUCGGCUCUAUCUCCGCGACGAAAAUACGAUUAGUGUGCUUCUUCCAGCAAUGUAUGACGAGAUUGCCUCGGUAUUUACCGCGUUUAGGAAAACGGCAGAGACCAGGUGUUCUCCCGGGUGUGGGAUCUCGUUGAUGUCGUUGCCUGAUUUAUGGGAGUGGCUACGCUCGUUGCAGGUUGGGGUCAAGAAAUAG
Rhizoctonia solani is the source of this 2475-nucleotide messenger RNA. RefSeq names its product conserved oligomeric Golgi complex subunit 3. The record is from RefSeq and is a predicted model, not a curated record. The coding region runs from base 1 to 2475 and encodes 824 amino acids. Lineage: Eukaryota; Fungi; Basidiomycota; Agaricomycetes; Cantharellales; Ceratobasidiaceae. The transcript is spliced from 12 exons. Gene Ontology annotation, biological process: intra-Golgi vesicle-mediated transport; intracellular protein transport; Golgi organization. Gene Ontology annotation, cellular component: membrane; COG complex; cis-Golgi network.